Messenger RNA from Larimichthys crocea (large yellow croaker), 9595 nucleotides. It is a transcript of the gene cbfa2t3, whose product is annotated as CBFA2/RUNX1 partner transcriptional co-repressor 3. The transcript is spliced from 12 exons. The record is from RefSeq and is a predicted model, not a curated record. Gene Ontology annotation, biological process: DNA-templated transcription; negative regulation of DNA-templated transcription. NCBI's taxonomy places the organism in Eukaryota, Metazoa, Chordata, Actinopteri, Sciaenidae. Gene Ontology annotation, cellular component: nucleus. Gene Ontology annotation, molecular function: transcription corepressor activity. Bases 2158 to 4170 code for a protein of 670 amino acids.
UAAAAAAAAGGAAAUUAAUGAUAAUCAUCAUCAUACUUUUUAGGCCUUCUAUACAUAACAAAUGCUAUCUUCCAGAACACUGGUUCAUUUACAGACGUGUUGAUCAAUGUGCAUUGUCCCUGAGUAAAUAAAUAAAUAAAUAAAUAAAUAAAUCAUCAGCCCAACCAACUGACUGUUUACUGAAUGACACCUGACAACACAAUGAAACCUUUAUAGGCCACAUUUUACAAGCUCUGCAGUAUUUACUGUGUGUUUGUCCACAUUGCAUUCAUUCAGCUCUCAGUAAAGCUGAUCUUGUAUUUUUUUUUUCUUCCAAGUGCUAAAUAAAGUAAAUAAAGGCUGCAGUCUUAUGGACUCUGCUCUGCCUCCCCUCGUUGUCCCCGUCGUCCUGAUAUGAGGAAACAGCGGCCCCCGCGGGCAGACAGCGGGACUGCUUUUUUUUUUUAUUUGAGCGUGCUCCUAUCUGAAGUAAUUACACAGGAUAAAAAUAUUUAUGGCAGCCAUGCAUGCACAUAAUAUAGUCUGAUUUAUGCAUCUAUCACUGCGUAAAAAUGUAAAAAUAGACAUUUUUGUACCCAAUAAUCCCUUCAUGUGCGUAUUUUUCUGUGAUAUAGAGUCUGUUUAGCCUCCAGUGGAAUAAUCUUAAUAAUUUUGUGCACCUCUAUGAGAUUUUUUUUUUUUUUUUUUUUCACUCUCAAAUUUGGAUCUUGUUCAAUUUAGAGAGGAUUCCUGUACAAUAGCUGCCAGCUCCUGCUUCUGAUGGUACCCGAGAGAGAGAGAGAGAGAGAGAGAGAGAGAGAGAGAGAGAGAGAGAGAGAGAGAGAGAGAGAGGUUAGGAGCUCCAGAUGGUGUUUAAACGCAGACAGAAGGCUACAUCGAGGACACAGAGAGAGAGAGAGAGAGAAAGAGAGAGAGAGAGGAGGAGGAGGAGAGAGCCGCGGUUACUGCGUUACAGUGGGCCCGUUUUGCUCCACUCAUCAGUGUGAAGACAAAACACACAAGUCUGAGAAAGAGAAAAAAAUCAAUAGACGAAGAGAAGAGAGAGAGCUUCAAAUAUGCUCGGCUGCGAUUUUCUUCGGGAGAAGUGAGUCUUUUCUAACACCAUCUGAAGGCAGGUCGGCGGAGGAUCCGCGCGUCGGAGGAGGAGAAGGACCGUACAGAGAAACGUGGUAGUAGAGCAGCGGAGUGUCCACAGGCUGUAAAGAAAGAAAGAAAACACACAUUUUUUAUUUUUUAUUAAAAAAAAAAGGGGAGUCGACUCUGUCUCAGCGGAUGUAUAAAGGGACUUGUUCCUGACAGCUCGGACUGUGGCUCAACUGUGAACUAAAGCAGAGGGUUUGAAAGUUGUCACAGGAGGAAUAAUAGACGCACCCUGCAGACAAGAGGAUCCGCAUCUUGAUCAUUUCGCCUUGUUUUCUUUUUACACACGAGAGGAUUUGUGGACAGUGGUAGACAAACAGAAAUAGUUUGGUUUGUUUUGAACAGGACUGCGCGCACAGAGGACGUCUCCGCGACUGAAGCUGUCUUAUUUCUUCUUUUAUUUCUUGUAUCUGUGGUGGUUAAAAUGAAAAAGAGAGCGGAUUUACAUCACCGGGACAAGUUGUGAUUUUUUUUUUUUAAACAUCAUCUUUAACAAGAAGAAGCUGUUUCCUUUUUUUUUUUUUUUUUAAUAUAAAAACACAAAAACAAAAACAGACUGCAAAACCAAAGACAUCAGUGUGCUGAGGACCCAAGAGCCCUGGCUUUGAUUUCAUUUCUUCCCUUUUUUUUUUGUCGAUAUAACCGAGAAGAGAAAUACCUCAUAAUUUAUAAAACCUGGAAAGUCAAGACCCCUUUUUGAACUCCCCAAAGGAAAGUUAAACAUUUUCUUUUGUGUCAGACUCUGGCUUCUGCCUCUCCUUCCUCUCUUCAUUUAUAAAACUAAUUUAAAAAAACAAGACAAAAAAACAAAACAAGAAAAAAAAGAGGAGAUAACACCUGAAUAGUUUCCCCCACUAUUUAGCAAAAAGGCUUUACCCUCUUUUUUUAUCCAAAUAAUGAGGAUUGAGACGAUAUAAAAGCUGUUUUAGAAACUAUCCGGUGUGGAUUAUCACCGCUACGAUUACCUCAGCUUGACCUCGACCUUCACAAAGUAGCAGAGUGCAGAAGGUUGGAACAAUGCCAGAUUCACCUGCGGAUGUGAAAACCCAGCCCAGGUCCACCCCACCCACCAUGCCUCCUCCACCCCCGGCUGUCAGCCAAGCAACCAAUCGCAAUGCUUCAUUCACCCCUACUACAAGUAAAUCAAUGCUGAAUGGGAGCAGCCACUCUCCUACAUCGCUGAAUGGUGCUCCCUCCACUCCUAACGGCUUUAGUAAUGGGCCAGCCAUGUCCUCGACGGCCUCGCUUUCCAACCAGCAGCUCCCGCCAGCUUGCGGUGCCCGGCAACUCUGCAAACUGAAGCGCUUCCUGACCACGCUGCAGCAGUUUGGCAACGACAUAUCGCCUGAGAUUGGAGAGAGAGUGCGCAGCCUAGUGCUGGGGCUGGUGAACUCCACACUCACCAUCGAAGAGUUUCACUCCAAACUUCACGAGGCCACCAACUUCCCUCUGCGGCCGUUCGUCAUUCCCUUCCUGAAGGCAAACCUGCCCCUGCUUCAGAGAGAGUUGCUCCACUGUGCCAGGUUGGCCAAGCAGACUCCGGCUCAGUAUCUAGCCCAACACGAGCAGCUCCUCCUGGAUGCCAACGCCAGCUCGCCCCUCGACUCAUCUGAGAUCAUGCUGGAGAUGAAUGAGCACGGCAAGAGAAGGACCCCUGACAGGACCAAAGACACUUCAGACAGAGAUGGGUUGCACCCAGAGCACCUGGCUAAGAGGCCCUGCACCAUCAGCCCCAGCCAGCGCUUCAGCCCCAGCACGGGGCUUCCUGCUCACCCGCCACCCAACGGCCUCCCCACACACCCUCCCAACGGCCUUUCCCACCCACCAAACCCCCAAAUGGGACCCCAGCACUAUCGCUUAGAAGACAUGGCCCUGGCACACCAAUACAGAGACGCUUACAGACACAAUGAACACCGCGAGGCCCGUGACAGGCACCGGCAGACAGCGGUGCAUGGAACCCGUCAGGAGGAGGUGAUUGACCACCGUCUCACAGAUCGAGAGUGGGCAGAAGAAUGGAAGCACCUUGAUAAUCUCUUGAACUGCAUCAUGGACAUGGUGGAGAAGACGCGUCGCUCUCUGACGGUGCUCCGCCGCUGCCAGGAGGCCGACCGGGAGGAGAUGAAUCACUGGAUUCGGCGCUAUAGUGACGUGGAAGAGAUGAAAAAAGGUGGGAGCAACGGACAGCACUGCCUUCCUCCUCCUCCUCCUCUUCCUCCUCCUCCUCACCACAACUCCUCCUCCAACACAGCUAGCAGCAGCGAGUCACUGCCCAUAGGAACUUCCUCGGCUGCUGAAAGGCAGACAGGCAGACAGACAGAGAUCCACAGAGACUUCUUACACAGGCCUCCCUCAGGAUUCCUGCCAGAAGAAAUCUGGAGGAAAGCUGGUACUACAAGCAUCCCGCUCUCCCCAGCACUAAAGCACCUCCAAAACAGGCAGGAGGAGGCAGUGAACGAAGUUAAGCGGCAGGCGAUGUCGGAGCUGCAGAAGGCGGUGUCGGACGCUGAGAGGAAGGCUCAUGAGAUGAUUUCAGCCGAGCGCUCUAAGAUGGAGAGAGCGCUCGCAGAGGCCAAGAGGCAAGCCUCUGAAGAUGCGCUAACAGUCAUCAACCAGCAGGAGGACUCCAGUGAAUCUCACCAGAGCUGCUGGAACUGCGGGAGGAAAGCCAGUGAGACGUGCAGCGGCUGCAACACGGCUCGCUACUGCGGCUCCUUCUGCCAACACAAAGACUGGGAGAAGCACCACCACGUCUGUGGUCAGGGCCUGCAGGGGCUGCCAGGGGGCAGCAGCGUCCCUCUAGGCACCCCCUCCUCCUCCUCCACCUCCUCAGCGUCCUCCAGCGCCCCCCCGACCCACUCGGAGAGCACUCCUCCAGGACCCCUGUCGUUGGCGGGCCAGAGCAGUAUUCCGGGAGGGGCUGGCAGCGGCAGUGGAAGUGUCUCUGCGAGCCCGAAGGAGAGCAGUUCCAGCAGUGCCUCUCGCUCCACAACUCCAGCCACCCCUGCCCUUCUGGAUGCCACCUCUCGCUGACGUCUGACCCCUUGUCCUUUCCCUGCAUACUGAUGCGACAGUGCCCACACUCCACACAAAACCAAACUGAGGAAUCUUCAUCGCACACUGCUCUCUUUCCUCCUCCCCGACUUCAAUCCUGAUUUUCCUUCAUAUCCUAAGCUCUUCUGAAAAUCUUCUCACUACCUGAAGAUAGACUUGUUUUCUCAACUUGUCACCACUACCCCCCACCCCCUCCAAAAAAACUUACUUUUUUUCUGUCUUUGUCUCUUUCACACAACCACAGCCACAAAUACAAAGAUUCCAGCCUGGGGUUCAGUGUAGUGGAAAGCAUGAAAAGUGUCUCCUCUCUCUGUGCUCAGUCACAGAAACAUAUCAGAUGUGUUUGCUGAAAACAUGAGCUUUGACUUGAAGAUGUGACUGAGAUGUGCCCUCAGUAAUGUAAGCACGUUGAAAACUGUCCACAUAAGGACACCAGACAAGGGCUGUGGUAAGGCAACAUUGACGGUGGGUGGGUGAUUAGCACUUGGAUUGGAUUUCCCUUUAAUUUAGCACCAAUGAGAGAACAGUACCCAGCCCUGACAUGUGCACUACCAGUCCAAACAGUUCACUGAUGUGGCACUUAUUCUACAGUGUCCUAAUAGAGACAGGAAAGGAAUAGAACAUCUUUUUCAAACAGAUGAGGGAAGGGGAUGUGAUUAAUUCCUUAGAAACACAGCUUAGUACUUAUUAAAUGUUUCUUUCUGGCUUUAAGGGAAAAUAAAGAAAAGUCCAAAUAUUCUAAAUAAAGAAUAAUAGUGAUGAUGAUGCUGAUGAUAACGUUAAUGAUAUGAAAAUGAAAUUUUAAACUGCUAACUACCUUGCUAGCGAGCCAAGAAAAUCUACACCGGACUCACCUCUCUGCACCAUUGUGAACCCAAAUGAAUUCAAAGAUGAAAAAUAACAUGAUCCAAACCUUUGUAUUACACUGCCAAAGUGAGUAAGUAAGCGAUAAGGAGAAGCACUCAUCUUAUAACCAAACGCAAAGCAACAUCACCUCCUCAGCAGAUAAGCCAGCCCUGAGAGGACCAGGCUGCAGAGAAGCUGCAGAACGGGACCCAGAGACAUUUAAAAAGAAGAAGAAGAAGAAGAAGAACUGUGACCUGCUUUGAUCUGCAUCUGCCUCCUGCAGUCUGGACAAAAACUACAGCGAUUCCUCAGUGAUGGCCCAGACUAGUGAAUAUGGACAAUGCUGUGAACUUGCCUACGAGAAAGACUUAAAUGAAACGGAUGGAAACCCUGCCACAGUGUGAUUUUUUCCCCCUUUUUUUGUGAAUGGUAACAGAGAGGACAGAGAGGGAAAAAAAGAGGAAAAGGAAAAGCUACACAGCCUCAAAGGAGAUGAAGACACAUGCAUGGCAACGGAGCUGCCAAAAAAAAAAAAAAAAACCUCAAAAGAAGCUUGAAAACAUUGACCGAGAAGGCAUUGCAUACCACAGAGACGUAUGGGAAGGUUGUUUGUAAGUCCUUUUUUAAAGCUCCGCAGCACGGAGAUAUUUCAAGGAGUUGCUGUUACCUUUACAUUCACUCCCUCCUUUUCCAAAGCAUGACACACAGAUGAAAGAGCCUCGUGAAGGGCGGUGUAGACUUGGUUCUCCUCUCUCUUUCUACCUCCCCUCACCCCGCACCUCCCUUCUUCGCUCUACCCCCGACUACUUGACUCAAGUCUGCCCCUAAACCCCAGCCUGCUUUGGACAGAGCCUUGGAGCAGUCGUGUGGGAAGGGUUCGAAAACCUGCUUGUAGAUAUUGUUCCUCUUUUCAAAUUUCAAAUAAUGUCUCUUGUCGCUGAUGUCCAUAUGUGCUGCCCUUGUGUAUAUCCAGAAAGGUGGACUUUGUUUUGAUUUUCUUUUGUUACCUUUCAUUUUUCCUCCUUUAUGUUUGGGCUGAGCAGUGAAGUCAGAGCAAGAACACUCGUUUAUGAGAGGAAGCCCCACAUUUUACUUAUUGUUUGAUUUGUUGUAUCUAUAUUAAUGAGAUGAAACCCCUCUUGUAGAAUAUUUUGUAUUGCUCGCAUUGUAAGACAGUGAGAGGACAGAGGUGCAAUAUGAAGAGAAUUCAGCUACUGAAUGGAACCUCAGCAACUGCCCAUAGGGUGUCAUAUAAUAUAGAUACAUAUAAAUAUAUUUAAAGUAACAUCAGUAACUUAAUGUGAAUGUACAUAGUAUUUAAAGAGGUCCAAAAAUGUGUUUGCCAAAUAACAGAAACCUUUAAAGAUAAAUGUCCAGAAUAUGAUUUUCUCACAGUUCAUUUGUUUCUCAAAAUUAUCAAUUUUUCUUUUUUUUUUUCUGUCAUACAAGUUUAACACUUUUUCACUCAAAUCAAAGUGUCAUGUGACCCUGAGUGGAGGAGAGGUGAAGUGGCUCCAUACAGGACCACAGUGCAUGUAGCUGAAAACGGAUGGAAACAGAUUAUGGGUGGAUGGACACUACAAGAUUUCCAGAACAUUUUCUCCAAUCAUUUUGUUUCUGUUUCACUUUUUUCUUCUGUCAUGUCAUUCACCCCGGGUCAGUUUACAUCCUGCAGGAGGGGACUCAACAGUGUGUAUUGACAAAAAGAGAUAGUCCAAAUACAGUCAAAAGCUUGAAAACAAGAAAGAAAAACAAACAGUGGUGGCUCAGUUUUGCUUCCUUCACACCAAAUUUAGGAAUGGUCAAACUUGAUACUAUUCUUCUGGCUCUAAUGCCACUGUAGUGACCCUCGCUUUCUCAUCAAUGUGUGUGUGUAUGUGUGUGUUAGGAGUGUUUGUUUCCCCCAAAGGUGCAAGACAAGCCAUUACUGUAGGAUUAAGUGAUAUGCCAGUGUUAAGCUACAGUAAACCUCAACCCUAAUUUUGGUACCCAAUCUCUGAAAUGAUUCUUCUUUUUCUUUUUACUGAUUGUUUAUUUGUAAAGAUGCAACUUGCAUAAGCUGAGGAUCUGGGAUGGGGUUUUAUUUAUUUCUUCAGCCCUUCCCACAUGCUCCAACAAACAGAUUUAUGUAAAACAGUCUCACACCUUAUACGGGCCUGUAGUAACUAUGCUCACACACAUUUGAUAUCAGUCAUUGUGAAGCCUACAUGGUUGGCCUCAUACAAACUUGGACCAAAUUUGGAGAGAAAAAAAAAAAACUACUUUCUUUUUGCAGCGAGUUGCAGAAAAACUUUUUCUUUCUCCGCUUUUUGUUCAACACAUUGAUGAAGUGAAUCUUUUUUUGGACUAUCUGAGACAUAUAAUUCAAAUGGGAUAAGCUACAAGGUACCCAUGCAUCUGUGUGUAGCAUUUUUAUAUGCGUGCUAUAAUUACCGUGAUAUGGUGUUGACCUCAGCCUGUUUGUGUCCCCUCCACCCUCCUGAUGUCUAAUUCCUCCACUAUUACCACAGACCACUCUUCAUAACCCCCCCACCCCACCCCCUACUUCACACUAGCUACCUCCUGUGACCAUACAGCUAACCACCAGGAGAGGUUGACCUGGACUUUGAAAAGCUGGGCUGAGAGCAGACAUGGAGACGCACGUUCAAAAGCCAGAAUCUAUCUAGCGUUGAAAGGAAAUGUCAUUACUUGUGAUGCAGAAGAACAUUUAUUCUCACCAGACCUCACCUUUAUGAUCACAUCCCACUAACCAAACCGAUACAGCUGGAAUUAAGUAAGAGGCACACAUACAGUCAAAUGCAUAUAACCUGAACCCAACACGGAAUCAACCAUGACAUGCCAUUUGUUGUCCUAAACCAAUAAAAGCACAGACCAAAGUACUCCUGCAUUGCCAUAGUAGGCUUUGACACAGUGUGUAUUGACAGACCAUAAAUAAUAAGGUUGGAGCUCCACUACACCAGUUAACCAAAGUGUCUGAAAUACACACAAUCAGGGCACGCGAAUGAAGAGCACGCUCAAUGAACCGGCUGAGUUUCAAAUGUGUAGAGUUCUUAUUCAAGCAAUCAAAGCGCUUGUUGUCUACACAUUGAAUAGUGCUUCUGUAAAAAUAAUGGAAGCAUCCCCUUUGGAAAAGCCUACUGAUUGCGUGUUCUUACAGUUACAAAGCCUUGCAGAGAUAAAAUGAAUACAUGGUGGGUGUGUGUUUGCGAAGUGAAUGGUGUGUGUGUUUUUGUAAAAAAAAAGAAAAAAAGAAAAAAAUGUUUAAAAAAAAAAUCAUCUUUUUUUCACGUCUCUGUACAAACUACUUGAAACCUUCAGAGCUUUAAUGAAACAUCCCAGACAGACUAUAGUGGCAGAUUGAUUCACAAUAUGUAGCAACAGCUUUGUGCAGUAAAACACGUACUGCAUCAAACAAGAUCGUAAUGACAGUUCCAUUCAACUUUUAAGUGCUUUGCGUGUGCCUCCUUGUCUGCAAGUAAGCCCUCAGAUAAACUAAACAAAGCCAAACCCAAUAGACCUGUUACAAAUGACCAAAAUGCAACCAAAAGAUACAACUUUCUUCUUCAGACUUCACUUUGGUUUUAAGGUUUUUGUGUUACGUCUCAGCAGUGGAGAACUUCAAGGUGGUCGAUUGUGUGGGACGCGAGGCCGCAGUCCGACAUAAAUCGAGGGGCUGUAGAGAAAAAGAGUAAACUGUCCACUUCACUGAGACUCUCCCUCCUGAUGUCACCGGUCAGGAUACAAAAGAUCAGAUUAAUGUUCUGUUCAGCCGGGCAUAUGCUUGGCUAAGUCGUGAAACAAAUGAGAUCUGCGCCGAGGUGUCAUACACAUUUCUCCGUGCAGAUGUUAUAGAUGGCAAACGCAUAAGGGCUCUGCUGUUGUGAAUACCAUCCAGGGGUCUCUGAACACUUUACAUCAGCCACUUUUCUAUUUGUUUAACUAUGUACAUGAUAUGGGCAAAACGCAUGUUUAGAAAAGACAAAUAUUAGCAGGUUGGCAUUUGUCUCUCCUUACCCCAAACAGUAACUUUACCAAUGAAGUUUCAAGGCUCAUCUGAUGUGAUGGUGACACGUCCUUCCUGUGAAACAGGCACUGAUGAAUAGCUACAGUAGAAAGCUAAAGUGGCAAACAGUGGGUACAGCACUUGUUUUCCCAAAAGCCAUGGCUCAGGAGGGUCCUGUUUUUACCUUUACAUAAAUUGACAAAGGGUUUAUGGUUUUAUAUGUGUAGGGAAGCAUUCUAUACUGUAUUGUGCAAUACAUUAUUACAGAAAAAACAUGUUUCUGUAGGAAAGGUUGGCGCUUUGAAGCUCUUUCUCCUUUUGUUUUGUUUCCCUCUUCAAAAAGGUCCUGUUGCCGUUUUUAGAUGAAGUUAACUGUGCCAGAAGAAUUAAAUUCUGAUUUGUAUUUAUUUCUUGCAUGCUUUCCUCCCUGUUGCUAAUACCGCUCUUUAACUGUUCGCUCUGUUGGAUGUGUGAAGCUGUAAAACAUUCUAAUUCAGGUUAUUGUCUGUGUUGAACAAUGUAACUGUGUAAUUAAAACAUGAAAUGAAAUAUUCA